UAACGCCAGAACUCUUGUGUUAAAAGUAUUUGCGCAAGGGAGUGCCAGUCUAGAUGCAGCCCCCGAGUAGAAUGACUUAGACCCCUUUCGGGCCAUCCUGAUGGGGUCACUGAAAGAAGCAGCAUUCUCAGCUGUAUUCCCAUUUAUGUGAAGUUGUUGAACUGUUUAUAUAAUGAACUCAGUAAAAUGCAUCCUAGGCAAAUCUCUCUGGCUCCAGGGAAGUCUGGAGACCAAAAGCCAAAUUCCCUGUUGAUGGAGCCCUAUUUUAGCUAGAGUUGAUCAUUGUCAGUGCUGGGUGUAGCUGAAUGGAAGCUGAGCGCUCUGCAGCUUAAGAAAGGACCCGCCCUGUUCAGCACCACUUUAGAAAAGCCAGUGCUGUUCUAGCCACCGUUACUGAAAUGGCGCUGAAUGCAGUUUGCCCAUAGCUACAUUCACAGUUAAGCUGUGUCCUGUGUCCAUGCCCUGGUCAUAGCGUAGACAUGGCUCAAGAAGGCUGCAGGCUCUGUGCUUUCUCUCUCGGCUUGGCUGUUUGUGGCACUUGUCUUCCACUGGCUUUGUUUCUUUUUACCACAGUGCUAACACCAGUCUAACUGUGGCAACAGUGUCAGAAGCUUUAAGUGUGGAGGGGCCACCAGCGUUGUUAAGACUUGUCUGCUGGAUGUACUGUGAGCAGGCUUGUGUGCGAUGGUGUUAAGAUGCCACCGGUGCUGUCUACGCUAGGACUUGCAGUGCUGCUACCUCUGGUGGAACGGAUCACAAAUUGCCACUUGAAAGGGGAGGAUACGAUCUCCUUGAAAGCACAAAUGACGUUAAACAGUAGACCGAGGCCUGAGACAGUGCUUAAGAUGCAGGUGUGAGGUGCCCCAUGAGGGGUUGCAGGUGCUAUGUCCAACCAGAACUCAGCAUGGUGUGACGUUGCAAAUGAAUCUGAUUUUUAUUGUUGUUCCUGGGAAGCAAGCUUUUCACAUAGUCAUUGUAGCUGCAAAGAUUUAACUGCCUCUGACAGUGAAAGUGAUCUUCAUCCUUACGUUGCUACAAAGGAUCAGUGCCAUCCACUGGGAGAAGCGAGGGAAAGAAGCAAAAGAACCAAUGACGUGACAGACGCUCAUCUGGUCUCAGGAAACAGUCAAAGCAUCAGCAAAAAUAACUCUAGGGAAUAUCUUCUAGUACAAGGAAAUAAAUCAGAACGUUCUAGGGGGAGCCCAAAAGGAAAGAUUUCCAAAUCCACCCUCCCUUCUAGUGUUGCCGGGAAUCAGACAGUUGCUCACCAAUCGACACGUUCAGCCAGAGUGCUGCAGUCAAAGUCGGCCUUGUCGUCUCGAAAGGAUUUGCCUUCCCAAAGUGAGCCCCGUCAGCUCUUCAUUACUGAGCAACCAGCCCAGGAGCCAGCCUUUUUCACAAUUCAGAAAGCUUACAUACUCAACAAGCGACAUCGAAAGCACCUGCCUGCUGAUUCUCUGCCAACUUCGAAGUGCAAUAAAGCGGUGCAAGCUUCUCUUGCUUGUCGGGGGGAGGAGCUUGGUGAAUGUAUUGUCUGUGAAUGCUCAAAACAGUCGUCGUUAAAGGAAGAGAGAGACGGAAAACCAUACAAGAAAGCUGCUGUGAUUCAUACCACUGAACGUAUCGCCAGUCGAGAUUUAUCAUCUGGUGAACUGGUGAAUGGACAUGUGCCUUCUACUUUGGAAGCAGUGACUGACAUUCCUGUCAAACGCUAUACGUCCAAGCAUUGGUGUUUGCCCAUUAGUUCCUCAACUCUUGUUAUCUCUCUAGCAUUGGAAGCAGAUUACUCAGUUCCAUCUGUUUCAUUAGCAGGAGCUGGAACAAAAUACAGUAGAUCUGCAAGGGCUAGGAAAGUCAGAAGAGAUGCAGGUGAACCUGCCUUAGCUUUCAAACUCAAAGAACCAGAGCUUAACCAAUAUUUUAACAAAUUGUGUAUUUCUAUAGUUCCAAAACCUGCACACUUAGACACUGACACACAAAAUCAAUUUACGGGGCAGAUAGAACGCCAACAAAUCCCAGGUCCUGAAGCCAGACAGCCUCUGGAAACCCAGACAGAAUCAUCUGAUUCUGACAGUCCUGGAGCUCAGCUAGAACAAGCAUCUUCUAUAUUUAAACCUCGGUCUGCCAAGCAGGUCUUGGUGUCCUCUGAAGAUAGACAGGAUACAGUUUGUCCUUCUGCCUCUUACAGUGUUCAAAAAUUGCCACACAAAAAAGGGAUAUCCAUUAAAGAGCCCUUUGAAGAGCAGGAACAUCAGUUAAAAGUCUCCAGGUCCAUCAGACAUCCUACUGUGCCUCCCAAACCCAGAGAAGCUCAAAGGGGUCUAAGAUUUGUAAGCAAACCCUGCAUCUCUUCCAAUCUUGACAACACAAAGACUUUGGAUAUUGAGCCUUUCAGGCAAAAAUCUGGUCGCUACAAAACUGUGAAAGAAACAGAUAAAUUGAGGACUGUGCCCUUAUCACAAACCAGGAAGUGUCAUUGCAGUCCUCUGUCUAACUUGAGUGUGAACCUGAAUCCAAAGCGGCGAUAUUCUGGCAUUGAGAAAUCCCGAAGCGCUAGCAGAAAACCUCCCAAAAGAGGUGGUGUGACACACCGAUUUUCUGCACAGUCUCUGCUGAGUGAUAGAGACAGCCCGGAGGAGACCCCCUACGUCUCUUCUGCCAAAAGAAAAAAGGAUUCGAAGAUGCAGAGCAUUCUGAACUUUUGUUUUGGGUGGCCUGGGGCACAAAGGAAACAUGAGAGCGCGCCCUAUAAAGGGGAGUUCCCUUCCGCUGCUGCUGAUUUCGAACCAAGAGAGAAAGGUCUUUUGAGCCCUCCUUUACCACUGGAAAGGAGGAGUCUGACUGUCCCAUUUCUCCAAGAUGAAAGAGAGGGGCAAAGUCCCGCAGAUGGGACACUGCAGCCUGAAGACAAUGUGAGUACCUUGGAUUAUCCUUAUCCUGGGCACGUCAGUAAUUUAGUGCAGCCCCCAGAGCAGAGGGGUGUGUUUAAGGCCAGUAAUAAUGUGCCCUUGGAGACACUGGACUCAGAGUCUGCCCCUGUUGCUUUUGGAGACUCCUUCCUGAAGAAACUGAUGUUUUGCAGAUGUGGACAGAUGCCCCAGCAUGGGCUCUUCCCCAAUGGAGAGAUUUUUCAGGCCGUUACUAAGAAAACCAGAAGCAGUCCUGCUACUGGUCUGGGACCCUGCAAGAGCCAAGACCUCGAGCCUGCAAAAGGGUACUGCUGUAGAGAAACCCCAGAGAACGUGCAUGAAACGUACCGGUACAGUAACCAGUCUGCGCUGCCCACUCAUUCAUCUUUGGAAAACAUCCGUAAGCAGGAAGCCACAAGAGGGCACUUCAGGAACACACAGUCUUAUUUUGAGAACAGCGUCCCAGCAAUGCCGGCGGCAGAGGGGCUGCGGCAGGAAGGGAAGCGAAUGGAAAUGGGUGAAUGUGGGACCACCAGAAGUGACAGAGAUGCUACCGCCAUGCAGCAAAUUUGUGCACAUGGCGUGUUUGCUGCAGCACCUGCUGGGGGUGGGGGGAGAGAGAAAACACUGCCGGAGUCCUCCGUAUGUCACCCUCGCUGUUGCCCAUCCCGCCAGCCUGCUGCUGCCCCAAAACUUGACGCAGCCAGUGACUAUUACAGCUGCUUCAAAUCACAGCAGAAGGAGCCCGAGAAUUACUUGAGCAUAGAGAGAGGGUUUGCAGUGGAUCCUUGCCGGGGGAACAGGAACCAAUGCAAAUGUUCGCAAGAACUCCCCCUUCCCUACCUGGAGCAAAGUCUUGUGCAUGAGGAAAGUAGAGUUACGCCUGCAAAGAGAAGUGACCACGACCCAAUUCAGGACUUUCCCCAGAGCUGCUGGGGCUGGCGAAAAGCGGAGGGCCAAGCAGGCUGUCAGGGCAGGUAAAGCUCGGGGUGGCCUGCUGGCGGGAGGGGCGCCGAGUGAAAACCAGGAAGAAGAGCUCCAAGGGGCAGAAGCGAUUAUUUAUCCCAAGACGCAGAGCCUGUCAGACUGACUCUCCAAUAAAGCUGAGACAGUGGCAUGUGAA
Molecule: messenger RNA, 4032 nt
Organism: Pelodiscus sinensis (Chinese soft-shelled turtle)
Lineage: Eukaryota; Metazoa; Chordata; Testudines; Trionychidae
Source: RefSeq, a predicted model, not a curated record